AUGUUGACUUAUUCAAGCAAUUGUUGUAGGAGACACUUCGUCGCACCCUUCAUUCAACUCUUCAUUUUCUCUGCGCUGGAUCUCGGCAAGAGGGACUUUCUCACUACCUCUCUCCACCUCAACGCAAGUGUCACCUUACGCGGCAAAAGCAGCCUAGUGUCGUCGUCGUCGCGAGGUUGCGGGUAUGGCGGUGGUAUUGGACGUGAUGAGGGUAGUGGUCUCUUUGGCAGAGCCUUUGAAGCACCACUGGUUGUGGGAUUCAUGCCGGACAGUCCCACUCGACCGCUAAUGCUGCGGAAAAACUCGAGCGUAGAAAUAGGAGUGAUGACAAUGGAGGUCCGUUUUGAUGUAGCCAUGGAAGCUGAUGUCUUCGAGGAGGUGAAAAUACGGCUAAAGUCCUUCUUUCCAGUGAUAAACUGCUUGUGA
Messenger RNA from Echinococcus granulosus, 426 nucleotides. RefSeq lists its product as hypothetical. The coding region runs from base 1 to 426 and encodes 141 amino acids. The transcript has 3 exons. NCBI's taxonomy places the organism in Eukaryota, Metazoa, Platyhelminthes, Cestoda, Cyclophyllidea, Taeniidae. The record is from RefSeq and is a predicted model, not a curated record.